Rattus norvegicus (Norway rat) is the source of this 4141-nucleotide messenger RNA. The record is from RefSeq and is a predicted model, not a curated record. NCBI's taxonomy places the organism in Eukaryota, Metazoa, Chordata, Mammalia, Rodentia, Muridae.
GUCGCGCGGGUGCCCUCACCGCUAGCCGCCCAAUCGCCGUGGGCCCGCGGAGCCCCGGGGGGCUGGGGCAGCGGGCGGAACGAGCCGCGGCUGCGCCGACGCGCGAGCGCGGGGCCGGGCCGGGCGGGUGCGCUCAGUCUGGCGGCGGCGGUGCGCGGACAGACAGACGUGUCGGGAGCGCAGCACCGCCCGCAGCCCAGCAAUCCGGGCCGCGCCCGCCAGCCAGCCCGCCCGCCAUGGUGUCGUGGAUCAUCUCCAGGCUGGUGGUGCAGGGACCCACACUGUAGGCCUGGGUAGCCUGGAACUCACAGCAGACCAGUCUCAACUCAUGGUUCUCUUGCCUCAUCCUUCCAAGUACAAAGAAUAUAGAUACGGGUCACCAUAUAGGCUCAUAUUUGGCACCCUUUAUCCUGCAUAUUAUUCAUACAAGGCUGUGAAGUCUAAGGACAUUAAAGAAUAUGUCAAAUGGAUGAUGUACUGGAUCAUAUUUGCCCUCUUCACCACAGCAGAGACGUUCACAGACAUCUUCCUUUGCUGGUUUCCAUUCUAUUAUGAACUAAAAAUAGCAUUUGUAGCCUGGCUGCUGUCUCCCUAUACAAAAGGAUCCAGCCUCCUGUACAGGAAGUUUGUUCAUCCCACACUGUCCUCAAAAGAAAAGGAAAUCGAUGACUGCCUGGUCCAAGCAAAAGAUCGAAGUUAUGAUGCCCUCGUGCACUUUGGGAAGCGAGGCUUGAAUGUGGCGGCCACCGCAGCUGUGAUGGCUGCCUCCAAGGUGGCUCGAAUCUUUCAUUUUGUCUCCUCCUUGGAUCUCAGAGAAGGGCAGGGACAGGGUGCCUUGUCAGAAAGACUACGGAGCUUCAGCAUGCAGGACCUCACCACCAUCAGGGGCGAUGGUGCUCCUGCUCCCUCAGGCCCCCCUCCACCAGGGUCUGGGAGGUCCAGCGGCAAACACGGCCAGCCCAAGAUGUCCAGGAGUGCUUCUGAGAGUGCCGGCAGCUCAGUGUGUACCUGCUGCUCCACCUGCAGGACCCGGAAAGUGGUGGAGGGAGAUGUGAGUGAGGGUGGUGUGAAGUCUUGGGAGCCCCACCAGGUCCAAAACCCACUGGCGUUUUCUGACGAGGAGGAGGAGGACCUGUUGGAGUUCAUAUACAAAUAUAAGGCACCGAGGAGGACCGAGUUUCCCCUGGAGGCACCGCCUAGAACCCUUCGGUCCCGCUUCAGGAAGAAAAGUACCUCAUCCUCGGCCACUGAAACCACGUGAGAUGAGCCAACAGCACCGGAUCCACAGAUGUCUCUCCUCUGCCUUAAAGAGCUAGUCACUAGUAACUCGGAAGUCCGCAGGCUGGGUGUGCUUUGAGUGUGCAGCCCCACAGACACGGCCUUUACUUGCUCCCCCCCCCUUCUGCCUUUAAGAAUUUCUGUUCUCUUUCCUUUUUGUUCCUGCUGGGGAGAGGCUAAAGGGAAAGGUGGUGGAGGAGGGUGAACUUUAUGUCUUCUGGGGUUAGUGAUUUUCCACAGUUGGAUUGUCUUGUGGCCACAGUGUUUUUAGAUAUAUAAGCACUCUUUCCAUGAUGCUGCUGAGAUGUACAUUUGUAAGUUAUUUGUUGCAUAGUUUCUAGUCCUGUAAAUGCAAACGAAGUGAUCUUUUUUAAAACUCCUUUGGUUGUUCUUGGUACUAAUACAUUGGACUAUGGUGUACAUAUUUGCUGCUUUUGGCUUAAUGUUAUGAACUCGCAAGGGCUGCCAGAAGUUCUGGUAAGUGAGAGAGCUGCAAAAACAAAAAUGUAGACUAAUCUUUCGAUUCUAGGCAACGUCUCCAACCUGCUUACAAAGCCAGUGCCAGUAGGGCAUCACUUCUGCAGGAAGGUGGCCAUGUGCUUCCUUCCCAUGGCUGUGUGGUUGGUAGGGCAGAGCUGAGGCAGGAGUGCAGUGUUUCAGCAACAGGGAAGGUUGGUGGGCAUCAGGGAGAGGAAGGAACAGAACGGCUUCUUCAGAUCUGGAGGUCUGGGUGUCCUAACAGGUUUGUUGUGCUGUGUACCUAAUGGCACCCUUCCUGCCUUUUGGCUUCUGAGCCCUUCCAGGAGUACUGCUUCAGGCAGGCAGGCAGGCAGGCUCGCCCUUACUUAGCAUGGAUGUUUGCAGGAUGGAGUCUCAGCUGCUGGCAGAAUUGCAAGUAUCUCAGAAGCACUUGGCAAGAGUGUUUCUCCUUCAGGGACCAGUGCUGUGGCUGAUUUCUCCAGAACGAGCCUGUAUCUGAGCACCUUGUUUUAGAGUACACUAAGCAAGAGAAAAGCCUAGAACUAGGUUUUUGUUACAGAUGUGUACAGAUGUGCUCAAAAAACAUGAGACCCUCAAAUCUCAAAUGACCACCAAAAGGCAGGGUCUAGGGGGAACUGAGGCUAAGCCACAGGCAGCUGUGGCUCUUGCUCCCUGCUGGCUUGUGUGGAAGAUGAACGGGAUGGACGGACACUCAUGUCACUCCAUGUCUUCAUGGAUUUUAUACAAGCCAGGACUACACUGAGAAUUUUGACAAGUCUCUGACUUAGAUAACAUUGUGUUCUGAGGGAGCUGCCCUCUUCUCUGAUAGCUGAGCCAAACUGUAGGGCUAAUCUAUGUGCGUAGAGUUGGUGUUUCCUUUCUGUGUAAUGCAUGCAGAGGUCACAACCUCUUUGGAUUAUGUUUGUUCACCGCUAUGCCCUGAAGGCUAGAGAAAUCGCGUUGUGUACCACAUAGAACUGUCAACUGAUUGCAAACAGGCUCAAUGACAAACCGCUCUGGUACUGAGCUAUGCAAACAUGCAUUGAGAGACUGCUACAUUAGCUGGGGCUUGGCCAUUUCACAAAGCGUUUCAGUUGGAGUUCAUUGCUACCAGAUACACCUAGUGGAUUUUCCAAAGAUGAUUUUGUAUUUUAGAACCCACCCUCGGGAACUAACCCAAGAGCUGAUGACUGAGGACAAAUAGUCUGCCUGUGCCCCAUACCCAUCUGAACCCAUUAGGAAAAGCAUCUGCCCUCUUCAAGCUCACCCAACAGCUCCUCACAAGAGAAAUGAUACCCUCUAAAAUGUACAACCAUGUCAGUUAGGUGUAUCCAGGAUGAAUCCAGAGACACAGGUGCAGAAAAGACUGAGAGAAGAAGCUUUGAACCUCCCCCCCCCGCCCCCCAGAAUACUAACUGGCUCUAGGGCCAGAGUUUAAGUCCUAGUACAUUUUCACCGUUUUACAACAGGAAGUCAUAACCAUCUAGGCUCCAAGGUUGUACUCAGCCAUGCCAAAACCCAGUCGGAAGCACUCCUCUCAGAUAUGCUGUAUUACUUCUUGCUCAAGAUUUAAAAUAUAAAGGUAUCUAAAUUGUCGUCUCAUUGUAAGUGUAACUAUUUUUCCUUCAAGUGGUGACUAAGAAGUUGACUAAGUUUCUUCUCUUAAUGACACUCACUGUACAGCCAAACACAGCUGUCUUAUUUCUUAAGAACUGUGUUUAUUUUUCCAACAAGCUGUGUGUUUGUAUGUAGACUGACAUGAUGUGAAUGCCCCUGUACAUGUAGAGGUGUGGUGCUCUGUCUACACAAGAUAAAUGAAUGUUUCUAGUUUGCUGACUUAAGACACGGGCUGUUGACAAAUUGCUAGCUUGAAGGUCUACUUGUCUCGGCUUUGAGUUACAGUCCAUGGAGCACAUGCCCCAUUUCUGAAGAGGUGCGGUUUCACGCUCAUCAACUGGAGAUUUAGUCAGAAUGCCUCCUGGCUUUGUGUGAAUAGCUUGCUCACUUUGCUGGCCUUUGAUAUAUGUAUUCUCUGUGGUAAACUGUCCGUGUGUUUGUAUUAAGAGUGCUUGUCAAUCACAACCAUCACAUAGCCAUCCCGGUUCUUCAUCUUGCACAGUAUUUGAAGUAUUACAAGUGGUGGAAGAUGUGCUUCAUCCUCCGACAGUGCACGCUGGGAGAGCUGAUGUUGCGGAUCGUGACUGCGCAUUUCCUCCAGCUUAUUUCUGAGGUCUCUCUAGGAUGGAAAUAAUUAAUAGUACACUGGACUGCGUGUCUAAGGGAUGUAAAGUGCAGUGUUCCGGAGGCUGAAGCUCUGCUGUUUUGUUAUAAUGCCUGAUAAACAUCUUGAAUAAAGUCUUAACAUUUUUCUUUUAAAAAAAAA